Messenger RNA from Procambarus clarkii (red swamp crayfish), 415 nucleotides. The record is from RefSeq and is a predicted model, not a curated record. Lineage: Eukaryota; Metazoa; Arthropoda; Malacostraca; Decapoda; Cambaridae.
UAUCCCGGUCUUUGCCUUUCUCCAGCUCCUGUUCUAUAUUGGCUGGAUUAAAGUAGCCGAAGCGCUCCUUAAUCCGUUCGGGGCAGAUGAUCAUGACUUCGAACUGGUGCAACUGUUGCAGAGGCACAUUGAGAUGUCCCGCUUGCUGUCAGAGCCGUGCCCGAGCCAGCUGCCGGAGACCGUGCGAGAUUGUGAAACAACCCAUCCGGCCAACUUUGUUAACUACGCAGAUAUUGAUGAAACUCGGUCCGGAAACUCCGAUGAUUUUUAUAGGGACCGAAAAGACUUCACUGAGGCUUACUUGCUUACUUACUUCCCUUCUACUUUGGAAAGCCCAACGUCAACUACUGACAUUCCACUGGUUGCAAACCUCAACAAUGGUUUAACUCCCGGGUACUUGCUUAUUGCUAAGUGA